AUGGCGGAUGCGGCAGUGGUCGGGAUCGUCACUUUUGGGGAAGGCCGAGUUGCAUACAAGACCCUGAAGUCGGCAGAAUUCAAGUGUGAAGAUUUGGUGAAGCCCGAUGCUGUGACGGUAAUCCCCUAUCCUGGCAUAGGUCCAGUAGGUUUGCGACCAGGAGGGGUGAUCAAGUUCAUUGGCAAGGAAGCAGUGAGGAAACUAUUGGAGAUGCAUGAAGUGGGAGCGCCAAUCUACGUGACCGGAGCCAAAGGCAUUGGCAAGAGCUGCACACUGCGUGCGAUAGCUGCCGCUCUCAUUAACCAGAGCGAGGAGAACGAGAAGAUCAUCUGCAUUUGGGACAUGGAAUGGGCGCUCUACAAUCACAUGGAAGCUCUGCGGAACGCGCUGUUAUUUGCGUACUGUGAGGACGAGGCAGCGUGCAGGACGAUUGCGCAGCUGACUUCUGUACAGGAGGUGUGUAAUUUCCUUUCCGACAGGCGGCACCGCAGCGGGGAAGUUUUCUAUUUCGUCAUCGAUCGUGCAGAGUCGCUUGAUAGUAAGCGAUCAAACGGCGAAGAAAGAGGUGAUGUGGAACACAGGAAUCAAAUGAAAGCACUGUUGUGUAGAGUUGUCAGGCUUGGACGUUGUUGCAUAUACGGUGUCUCUCCAGCUGCAACAGACAUUGGUGACAGCUCCCUGCAGCAAAGCCAGUACCACAUGUCGUUGGGGUUCAAAGAUGCCUCUUAUAAAGCCUUUAUGGAUCAGUCCGUCCUUGGCAACCUCUGUCCCGAGUGGAAAGAAGAAGUUGAUAUCUACGGGGGCAACCAUCCGCUCUUCCUUUCCACUCUGGACGAAGCAUGCAGAAACUACGCUGCUCGUAUCAAUCCGCAACCGACGAGGAAAAGAAAAUUAGGUGGCUUUCCGGAUGCGGUGAAACCUCCAGAUAAUUCAGAGACCCUUGAGUGUCUCCGAGACCGAGAGGACUGGGAUGCGGUUCUACAGCUGUUCAUGUGUUCAAGUUCUUUGUCAACCAUUGCCAGUGACUGUGCAAGCGUGGUGCGUCGGUGCAGUUUAAGCGGAGUUUAUAACUUGAGCCAAAUGAUGCAAGCGGAUAGGAGAUAUGUGCUACUGGACAGCCAGCGGCGCGUGAAGGACUACUGCACUCCGUAUGUCAAGAGGUUGCACAUCGAAGGUUUCAGGGAAGCCGAACGAGGCAGUUUCAAUGGUGGUGCAUGGGUUCCAUAUUGCGACUAUCUGCUGAGGAAUCCCACGGGUAUCAACUGGAACGAGAUGGGCUGGCUAUGUGAACAUUUGUUCUCGGAAGCGCUCACGCACUGUGGUGGUAUGGUUGUAGACGACAUCCAUAUCCAAGGCAACAUCAGAGUCUUGCCAUUUUCUUCUCCUCCGAACUAUGCAGCUUGGAUUGGCGACAUUCAGAACAAGGUGGUGGAUGGAAUUUUCUUCCUUCCGUUUCAGUGGAACUUGCAUGCUGUUGACGGGGCUCUUGCGUUCAGGGAUUCACAGGGCAGGCUGCAUUUCUUUGCUCUACAGGCUACAACGAAUGACAAAUCCCACAGGCGCAGUGUUGGGGAGUUCAUGAAUCUUGGAGUGGUGGAGAAAUGGAUAGCUUUUGAGGAGAAGUCAUCGGCAUGGGAGCCCAAGGACGACUGGACGUUGCAUUUUACAUUUGUCUGCUUGAACCAGUCCGCCCCGGUCUCCGUGGAUCCAGUGAUUAAGCGUCUUCCAAGUGGGAAAUACUACGGCAUGGCUGGACACACAGUUCAUACAGUCACGUUUCAGGAUGCUUUUCGCCACACGUUCCAGGACAGCCUCAGGGAAAAGCUCGAGCAACUCACAAGGAUGCGAGAGCCUUUGGCACCCGCCACAGGAGCAGCAGUAGCAACCACUGUAUCAGUUCCCAAGUCACUCUUGGAGGAAAUCCUUGACUAUUCAACAAGGGAGAAGUUGGAGACAAUUGCGAAGGAUUACGGGAUGGAUCCAGCGGUUCACAAAAAAUUGAAGAAGGCUGAAUUCAUCGAAAUACUUGCACCCUUUCUACAUGACAAGAACAAGAUGCUUAGACGCGGUCGUUCCAUGCUAGCAGUGAGCCCUAGAGAGUCCAUUAUGGUGUCCGCUUUAAGCAUAAUCAUUGAGCGCGAGAUGGGACAGAAUUUUAAGUGGUAG
Molecule: messenger RNA, 2166 nt
Organism: Selaginella moellendorffii
Lineage: Eukaryota; Viridiplantae; Streptophyta; Lycopodiopsida; Selaginellales; Selaginellaceae
Exons: 3
Coding region: 1-2166 (721 amino acids)
Biological process (GO): oxygen transport
Molecular function (GO): oxygen carrier activity
Source: RefSeq, a predicted model, not a curated record